This is a messenger RNA of Amoebophrya sp. A120, 240 nucleotides long. NCBI's taxonomy places the organism in Eukaryota, Dinophyceae, Syndiniales, Amoebophryaceae. The record is from the annotation of a GenBank genome assembly.
AUGUCGCGUUUUGGCCCGUCGCCGCGGUUGUUCCACUUCUACGGUGUCCUAUUGCGUUGGGUGGUCCACCUCGGGUACGAUAGGUUGAUAACCUUCGAGGUUCGCGCGACACGCUUUUACAAGACCGGCCAAAUGUGGCGACGGCGAGAAGAAGCAAAGGAACCAGAGCAGCUCUGUUACGUGAAUGUUUGUCUUGUCAAAGAAUUGAAGCAGGGCGCAAGACCACUCGAGUACUCUUCC